This is a messenger RNA of Saccostrea cuccullata (small rock oyster), 1637 nucleotides long. RefSeq names its product beta-1,3-galactosyltransferase 5-like. The transcript has 3 exons. Gene Ontology annotation, cellular component: Golgi membrane. The record is from RefSeq and is a predicted model, not a curated record. Gene Ontology annotation, molecular function: hexosyltransferase activity. NCBI's taxonomy places the organism in Eukaryota, Metazoa, Mollusca, Bivalvia, Ostreida, Ostreidae. Bases 408 to 1412 code for a protein of 334 amino acids.
AACUAUAUGUUUUGUUGGUAACCUUCCCACCGAAUUUAAUGCUUUAAUUUAUUCAGAUGUGCUUUAAUUAUUCAGACCUUUCGACAGAAUGUUGAAUAACACACUGAAAUUAAUAUGAAUGCAAGAGUGUAGUAAUUAAUUUGCAGUGGAAAAGGGAAUAUGUUGAAAGUAAAACUUUUUAUUACUGUGUAUUGUUAAAUAUGUGGACAUCUUUCUUCGUUUAUAUGAACACGCCCCAAGCCACCUACUGCAAUGCCCGUUUUAUACCAUUUUAGAGGACAUUCGAAUUUGGAAAAUGAAAACCUGGAUAGUACCAAAAUGUGAUUACACAUAUUUAUACCUGGUAUGGCAGCAUUAAAGAAAGAAAAAAUUAGACUCCAAGGUCAUGAGACUUACAACCAUCCAAAAUGAAGAAAAAAAUGAAGUCAGCUGUAAUGUGGAUACUCUGUCUGCUCCUUGUAAUCUACUUACUUUGUACUCCUUUCCGUGGAUGGAAAAUUCAAACCGAGGAAAUUUCAUAUAGACUAGUUCAGGCGUAUAUUGAUACGGGCAUAGUUCGACCCAUCACUAUACCCUCAGUAGGGUGUGCUGACCAUGGUCAAAAUGUGUUUUUACUAAUAAUGGUGCCUAGUUCAGUAUCAAACUUUCAACAGAGAGAUGCCAUUCGUCACACAUGGGGAAACGUUUCAAAAGUUACACCGACUGUUCAAGUCAACUUUGUCUUGGGCAAAAGUAAAAACUCAGCUUUGCAGGAUUUAGCGAACACCGAAAAACUGAUAUACAACGAUAUUAUAUUUGAAGAUGUUCUAGAAACGUACGAAAACCUUACCAGAAAAUCUAUAGCAAUUUUGCGUUGGACAGUUUCAUUUUGCAACCGAGCUCGUUACCUUUUAAAGAUAGACGAUGAUAUGUUCUUAAAUCUUCCCAGACUUCUGAGUUAUCUCUCAGACUUUUCUCAAGUUAACACAGUCCUUGGGUGUAAGGUCAGUCAUUCUGCGCCAUACCGGAAUCCAUUUUCUAAAUGGCACGUGUCACGUGAUCAGUAUGAGGACAGAGAAUAUCCGGACUAUAUAUCCGGAACUGCUUAUCUCAUUUCCGGUGAUAUCAUUUACGAUCUCUACCAAGCAACAAAGAAGGUUCCUUAUUUCAUAUUUGAGGAUGUUUUCGUAACUGGUUUGUGCCGGAAACAAAUCGGUGCUGUCGCAAAAGAGCAUCAUGGGUUCAGUUGUGGUAGUCGUGAAAUCGGACCCUGUGGAAAGAACUUUAGGUAUAGGAUUACAGGUCAUCACUAUAGCCCACAGGAAGUGAAACGAAUGUGGGUAGAACUACAAAACAGAUGGUCGGACUGUCGAUUAGUGGAUUACUUCUUUAUAUACAAUCUGAUUGAUAUUUUUAAAAGGAUAUUUCUCUAGUCAUUGGAUAAUUCAUUUCUUUAUUACAAUUUUCUAGUCAUGAAAUAGCAAUAAAAGUGUUCUUGCUAACUAUCAUCUUACCCUUUCUCUACCCUGCCUUAUGUUGAAAAUGAUAAAACAAUAUUUGUUCGAAAAACUGUGUAAAGGUAUCAAAAUUGUUUGUUAUACCUUUAAAAGUUUGUUCCUAAUAUACAAAUCUUUAUUAAAAAGUCCUAACAUUUCUAA